Messenger RNA from Zymoseptoria tritici IPO323, 548 nucleotides. RefSeq lists its product as uncharacterized. Lineage: Eukaryota; Fungi; Ascomycota; Dothideomycetes; Mycosphaerellales; Mycosphaerellaceae. The transcript has 3 exons. The record is from RefSeq and is a predicted model, not a curated record. The coding region runs from base 21 to 290 and encodes 89 amino acids.
AACACUUCAACACAGUCAACAUGCAUUUUGUCCAGCUCGCCAUGAUCUUUGGCUUCGCAACCUCCGCUUUGGCCUGGAAAUGCGACCUGCCAGGCGACGAUUGGCCAUACGGUCGGUGUUACGAUGAGACUGGACAGUACACUACUGCUUUCCAAUGCCUGAAGGAUUGUCCAUGUCCCACGACUGGCGACGGCUGCGUGCCGGAUCAGAUGACCACCUCAUACACCGCGUGGUGUACACCUCCUGAUUACUGCCAAAACCGGCCUCCAUUCCAGGCGCUUGGGGAAUAGGAUGGCAGGCAAAGCAAGUCGUGUGCACGAACGGCGUUCGAGCAGAUGGCAACGAUAUUCAUGACUGGAAGGGCUGCAAAGACGAUCGGUCACAAGAUAAGCGGUUGUGUUUUAGGCAGUCGGCUCUAUGCUGCGCUCGACACGGAAUGUUAUGAUGGCUGUGCAACGUACUGGGAGGGAGGGAGUUGGACAGCAGCCUGGGAAUCUAAUGUACCUUUCGAGCUCACGCAGAAGUAUCAAGCAGUUCCCAUCGGCCCA